Messenger RNA from Dracunculus medinensis (Guinea worm), 1476 nucleotides. NCBI's taxonomy places the organism in Eukaryota, Metazoa, Nematoda, Chromadorea, Rhabditida, Dracunculidae. The record is from the annotation of a GenBank genome assembly.
AUGGGUCUAUCACCAUAUCUCGCUUUACUUUCUUUUGGUGCUUGUUUUAAUGGAAAUUUUCAACAGGCCUAUCUCUUAUCAAUUUUGAAUCAACCAUAUCUUAUCGCUCAGCGAUUUAUAAAUGAAUCAUAUGUGGCUCGUACAGGUAAAGCAUUGGAUGAUUUAUAUAUAGAUUUUCUUUGGUCAAUAAUAAAUGUAGUGAAUCCGAUUUCUGGUAUUGUUGGGCAAAUCAUCGCUUAUAUAAUAUGUGAUCGCAUCGGUCGACGAUGGACAGCUAUCGUUUCAUGCCUUAUCUCUAUACCAGCCUUAUUACUAUCGAUGCUCACUAGAUUCCUUUUUCCUUAUUAUGAGGCAUUAAUUAUUGGACGCUUUCUGUGGGGAACAGCAAAUGGUAUAGCAAUAGUUGUCCAAACUGUUUGGAUUGUGGAAAGCGCGCCGACGAGCCAAAGAGGAAAAGUAAAUUCAUGGCAAGAAGCGGUCGCCACAAGUGGGAAUUUAUUAUCUCAAGCAGUCGGAGUUGUGAUGUCAACGUCUACACUUUGGUCCUUCACAUUCUCCGUUCCUUUAUUUGUUAAUAUAAUUUGCCUAAUGAUAUUCGUUAUGAUGUAUGAAUCGCCGCAGUAUUUACUUAUUUAUAAAAACAAGCCAAAAGUUGCUAUGCGAUCCAUUGCUGCUUAUCACGGGUUACAUGAUGAUAUAGAAAUAUUAAAACAACUUAGAAAAUGUGAAGAUGAUGGUAAAAAAAAGGAAAGUCCGAAAUUCGAAGACGAGAAAGAAUAUAGUGGCAUGGAAAUUAUGUUUAUGCCCUGGAAAGCUAAUGAUUCUUUUUCGAUUGUUAUUAGGCAAGGAGCAUGGAUUGGGAUUAUGGUUAAGAUUGCUUAUGUAUUCACUGGUGCACGAGUUAUACGGUCAUUCAAUACGUUCAUCUAUCAUGGACUUGGAAAAUGGAGCGAAAAUUUUGCUCAAUGGGGCUCUUUGGUCAAUACAAUUAUUCGCCUACCAUUAUCCAUAAUACCAAUAUUUAUAAUCGAAAAAGUUGGAAGACGACCACUAAUGGUAAUAUCGCAAUUGGCUAGUGUCUUGACGCUUUCGAUAAUCAUGAUAAGCGUUUUUAUCGGCGAACGUGCUAAGAUUGGCACUCUUCUCGGAGUAUCACUUUUACUCUUUGCAACAUCACUCGGUAUUGGUUCGAUUUCACGUUUUUAUUCUGCUGAACUCGUACCAAAGAAUAUGCUGCUAAGAACCGUUACCGUUCUCUCAUUAAUCGAAUCCUCAACAAAGAUCGCUUUGGAUUUCGGCUUUUAUCCAAUAGCUGCUACAAAUGGAGCAUACGCUUUCUUAUUAUUUCUUAUUCCUUCAUUUAUUUUCUUAUUUAUGAUGAUUCGCUAUUGUCCAGAAACCAAACAACGCUCAGUUAAUGUCAUACUUAAUGAAAUGGCAGUCAGACUUAAAGUUGAUGCAGUUUUUAAAGUAUGA